AUGCCUGCGGCGUACCGGCAUCCCGCGCCGCAGUAUCCAUGUCUGUCUGCCGAAGAAGCAGCAAGUCGUGCAGACGAUCAUGGACGAAAGCUGCACGAGUUGAAAUGGCUGUACCUGGACAGUGUCGGCCAGGAAUUCGGACCGCUUUCAAGUGGGACCAUGCAAGAGUGGCUGACCAUGGGCCGCUUUCCCGUCGGACUUGAUCUUCGAGUUCGAUUGCCUGAGUGGGACCAGCAUCUCCCGCUGCGUCAGAUAUUCCCGGAUCUUUCAGCAGCCUUUCGACUACCGCCAGCCUGGCCGGAGGCCUGCCAAGAAGGCAAGUCUUCCGGCUCUGGCAGCCUGGAAGUGGAGGAUCUGCGGCGAUCCAUCCGUGAGUCGGGACGCAUGAGUGGGCCAUUCCACAACUGUGUGCCCAGCAGCUCUUCGGCAUCCCAGGGCGCUCAGACCAUCCCCUGCUCCGUCAGCUCCGUUUCGUUCGCCCCUUCUGUGAUGCGGCCGGAGAGAAACAAGAUCCCGACAGCUGAGCAAGCCAGGGAUCUUGCGACUGCAAAGCCCCCGGACUCGCUGCCGCUCCCGCCGCGUGAGUCAAUCCUGCUGGAGAGGGCUGAGCUGCCGCCACUUCCGAAGGCCCAAUCGGUGCUGGAAAGGCUGCUGCAGCAGGAAAAGCAAGAGUUGCGGCUGACCUGCCAAAUCAAUGGCCAGACGAAGGACUCUGGCAGGCUCUUCCUCGAAAAGGUCGCCAACGGUGCGUCUCACAAGGUCAACGGGACCAACGGGCCCAACGGGACACAUGGCACGAAUGGAAAACUGGAGGCCGACCGACUUGUGCAGAAUGGAAAUGGAGCAGUCGUUGCACUGUUGCAAGACUAG
This is a messenger RNA of Symbiodinium sp. CCMP2456, 870 nucleotides long. The record is from the annotation of a GenBank genome assembly. NCBI's taxonomy places the organism in Eukaryota, Dinophyceae, Suessiales, Symbiodiniaceae.